AUGAGUACUACUUGUACAGAUACAUCAAAUGAAGAAUAUCAAAAUUUUUGGCUCGAUUAUUUUAUUUCAAUUGGUUAUAUUGAUAGUUCAGGCUCAUAUAAUUCUCAUGCACCAUAUGGCAAAUGUACAAGUUCAUUAUUAUGGAUAACAUAUUUAAUAAAUCUUGUUCAUUUUUUUCUUCUAUCAAGUGGUAUUCUUUAUCUAUUUAGUUUUCAUCAAAAUAAAAGUGGAAAUUGGUGGCCAUUUAUGACUUGGAUUUUAUCAUUCAUAUGUCUUAUUAUAGCUAUUAUUUUCUUUAUACUUUGGAAUUUAAAUAUAAAUGUAUUUUCAAUUCUAAUUAUUGCUUUUCAAUUAUCAACAUUGAUUAUUUUAUGGAUUUCAAUUUUUAUUGUCUUUCCAUUUGCAUUUACAAUUGAAUAUCGUUAUCAACGAUGUUUAUUCUUGUCUCUUAUUCUUUUACUUUUGAUUCAAAUCGGUUGUUUAAUAAUACAAACUCUCAUUACAUUACAUUGUAUUUUUAAUCUCAAAUUUGUCUCUACAUCUUUGGAUUAUGGUUAUUGGUCAGCAAUCAUUGCUGCUAUUGGUACAAUUGUUUCAACUCUUUUAUUAGAUCAUAUUUUCAUUUGGUGUCGAAAUCAACAAGGACCAACAAGAGUUAGUCCUGUAUCACCAAAUCAAUCGAUUCAUCGACCUACAUCACCUCUUGAUCCAGCAGUAUUGGCCGAUUUUCAGCGUCAUUCAGAAGCACGUUUACAUCAUAUUUACAGUAAUAAAGAUGGAACAAGGCAUUUUCGUAUUAUACCCGGAAAGCAACAUCCGAAUGGUGCCCGAACAAGUGUAGCAAGAAUACGAAGUCUUGGUAGCAGGACCGAUGAACAUAAAUUAUAA
Messenger RNA from Rotaria sordida, 888 nucleotides. Lineage: Eukaryota; Metazoa; Rotifera; Eurotatoria; Philodinida; Philodinidae. The record is from the annotation of a GenBank genome assembly.